Molecule: messenger RNA, 1390 nt
Organism: Eruca vesicaria subsp. sativa (arugula)
Lineage: Eukaryota; Viridiplantae; Streptophyta; Magnoliopsida; Brassicales; Brassicaceae
Source: the annotation of a GenBank genome assembly
CUAUACAUAAAAAAAAAGUAAAUUUGUAUUCACCAAAUCUAUGGGCACGAGUUAACUUAACAGUCUGGUAACAAUCAUAAAAAUUAAAUAGCGAAGGCGCAGAGAGCGUGGAUGCCAGCGGCAAGCACAUGGUAUAGAAGCGAAGCAAAGCAUAAAACUCACACCGACGUCGAGUCAACACGCGUGUCAACUCAAGUCUCUCUCUCACACACACAUAAAUUUAGCAAAAUUCCUAAUUAAGAUUCACCACUCUCCUCAUUCGUCGCUCCAAAUCUAACUUUCUCUCUUCCGUUUCCUAAUUAAAAAGAAAUUCACCAAAAAAAAAAAAAAAAUCAUUUGGUGUCGGUGCUAUCUCCUCUCCAAGCCUCUCCUCAGAUCCAACGAUGACGAUAACCAACGGCUCAACCGAUAACAAACCAUUCCGGAUCUUCGUCGGUUACGAUCCACGCGAAGAUCUCGCAUACCAAGUCUGCCGCCACUCAAUCACCAAACGCUCCUCCAUCCCCGUCGAAAUCACUCCCAUCAUCCAAUCAGAUCUCCGCGCCAAAGGCCUCUACCACCGCGAACGCAACAACCUCGAGAGCACCGAGUUCUCCUUCACACGCUUCCUCACCCCGCACCUCUCCGACUACCAAGGCUGGGCGAUGUUCGUCGACUGCGACUUCCUCUACCUCGCCGACAUCAAGGAGCUCGUCGACCUAAUCGACGAUAAAUACGCGAUCAUGUGCGUUCAGCACGAUUACACUCCAAAGGAAGCCACGAAGAUGGACGGCGCCGUGCAGACGGUUUACCCGAGGAAGAAUUGGUCCUCCAUGGUGCUUUACAACUGUGGACAUGAUAAGAACAGACUUUUGACUCCGGAGGUUGUGAAUACGCAGAGCGGCGCGUUUUUGCAUAGGUUUCAGUGGCUUGAGGAUGAGGAGAUUGGAUCUGUUCCGUUUGUUUGGAAUUUUCUUGAAGGGCAUAAUAAGGUUGUUGAAGGGGAGUCUAGUACGGUGCCUAAGGCUGUGCAUUAUACUAGGGGUGGGCCUUGGUUUGAGGCUUGGAAGGAUUGUGAGUUUGCUGAUCUUUGGUUGAGUGAGAUGGAAGAGUAUAACAAGGAGAAGAAGAAGAAAGAAGGGAAUUAGAGAGAAAGGAAGGUAUGUUUUUACUUUGUGCCAAUGCAAGUUAUAUGGUUUUUUUGCUUGGUUUUGUAGAGCCAGGGGGAUUUACUAGUCUUGUGAAUUGGCUUUGGAUUUGUUGUUUUGGAAUUCUUUUAAAUUAUGAGCUACACUAAUAUACCAAUAUUUAAGAUCUUAUGGUAUGAUAAUAACCUAUUCGUUUUUUUUGUUUCUUUGUUUGUUGGACUUUGUACCUUGUAAUGAUAUUUUAUUUGUAAUUUGAAUGAAGC